UUUUUUUGUUAUUUUUUUUUACUUUUAUUUUUAUUUUUUUCCCCAUAAAACCUACUCGUAAAAAGACAUUGUUAAUACAACUACAGUUAUUACUCUGAGUCUGUGAUAAAACACUCAGAGUGCAAUCAUUGGUUUUUGCUUUACUUUUUUCCUCCCUUUUUCACAUUUGUAUUUCCUGCCAAAGCCAUGGCUGGUAUGAGCCAAGAUGAACUCUUCGAACUACAACAGAACGAAUUGGAGGCUCUUCGUGCUAUUUAUAUGGAAGAUUAUCAACCUAUCACAAUCCCAUCAGCAUGGAAGCUGGUCCCAACAACGCCUGAAUUUCGACUCCAUCUAUUACCGCAGGAAGAAGACUUGAAACGAUAUGUGUCAGUGGACUUGCGUGUCAAGUUCACUAGAACAUACCCAAAAACUAUACCGGAUCUAAAGAUCGAAAACCCAAGAGGAUUGUCAGCCUCGCAGGUUCAGGAGCUAUCAAAACUUAUUCUAACACAUGCAAAGGCACUAGUUGGGCAGGAGAUGAUGUAUGAAGUCGCUUCGUAUGUUCAAGAAUACAUUACCGCCAACAAUGCGAGUCUUUUUACAAAACACCAAAGUUUCUACGACCAAAUGCUUCAACGCGUGGAACAAACCACAAAGGAUGAGAAGGAAAGAGCCAUUGAGGCCAUGACCAAGCAGCAGAAGCUAGAAAUGGAGGCCAGGAUACAUGCAGACCUAACAUUGGACCAAAAGAUUCGGGAAGAUCUCAUGCGUAAAGAAGAAAAGAUUAAGGAAGAGAAGAAACGCCAAAAGGAAUUGAAGAACAAACAGCAGGAACAAUUUGGAGGAGGCGACUAUCUUGAUGGUCAUGGUAGAAAUGGCAGCGGCGGAGGAUCUGGAUAUGGCAUGGAUACUGUCAGUGUCCAUUUUGAUGUGCCCAUUAUCAUGUCACCAGACGACUCUCAGGCUCCAGCAUUUCGCUCUGUGAUCAGGGGAGCGUGUCUUUCGCGCGGUCUACUUAGCUCGACCUACUCUGCGAUCCCGACAAAUUAUAUAUCCAGGCCGCACUCCACUUCCGACGUUCCUUUCUUGCUUCUAAAAACAUUCGAUAUCACAACAGCACAUUAUUGUACACACCUUGGGAAGAAGAAGCUACAGGAUGUUGAGAAGGAGCUUUCUAGAUUAAAACUGCUCCGGCAUCAUCAUCUUGUGUCCAUUUUGGAAUCACGUCUUGAAAGAACAAAUAGUGGCUGGAAUUUGCAUGUCCUUACCGAUGGGAGUUCGGCCAACAUGACCUCACUAGAAUCAUUUGUCAACAUUGCAGGUGGUAUUAAAUUGAACACUGCAAGGAAGUACCUCAAAGAACUCUUACAGGCUGUCAGUUAUCUUCACUCUAACAACGUCAUUCACAAGGACAUCAGAUUGUCCAACAUUGUAUUGGACCCGAAUGGAAGCAUCAAACUGGACAACGCUAGCUAUCACCGCCGACUCUUGGAUAUGCACAAAACAUUCAGUUUCAAUUCAGACAGUGGCCAGGAAGUUUCUAGAGCUUGGUCCUCACCCGAUCCGGAGGAGGCAUCGAUCGUAUAUACUAGAAAGCAUGAUAUCUGGUGCCUUGGUCAGGUAUUGGUUGAGAUGUUGUGGGGUAGUGGGGUCACUCGAACGUUUAAAUCACCUUCACAGUUCCUAGAGUCUGUCGACACCUCAAUUCCAAAGCUGACAAAAGAUAUUCUUACGCGCAUAUUCGAAAUUGAUGCCAAGAAGAGACCGAGUGCUGCAGAUUUAGUGAAUGAUCCCUUUCUCGGAGAUGCUGCGAGCGACGACGCCGCUCUCGCUCAGUUUCACAUGUACCGAGACACUGAAGACGAUUCCGGUCUAAGUUGUCUUCGGAGAUCCCACCCUCCGUCUACUAUCAAUCUUCCUUUACCAAGAGUAGGAAGAGAGUCUUCUCGGCUUGAUGACAUGUAUGUAGACGACUCAAUCAAUCAGCUUAAUAGAUCACCGUCUACCUCGGGCCGUAAUUUGUAUUCGCGUUACAGGAGUGAUUUUGAGGAAAUUGAAUUUCUUGGACGAGGCGGUUUUGGAGAGGUGGUCAAAGCGAGAAACAAGCUUGAUGGCCGUUUCUAUGCGAUCAAAAAGAUUAAACUCGACCCCAAGGACAAUGUCACAAACCGUAAAAUUCUUCGUGAAGUCACGACCCUAUCAAGAUUGCAUCAUCAAUUUGUGGUGCGGUACUACACAACAUGGUUUGAGGAUGCUAAUGGGGCGUCAUAUAGCGAUGGAAAGUCUGACUCAGAAGUUGAUUCAGAGGAGGAUGAUGAUGAUGACGAUGAUGACGACGUUGAUGAUAAAUCAUACGAAAAAUCGAGUCGGGUAGUAAAGGACAUGAAAUAUGAUUUCCUAUCUGAGGGUGCCAGCAAUCGCAACCGAAGCUACCCUAGUAUUCAUUUCGGCCAUCGAUCCAGAGAUGUGUCAGGUCAUACGGAGAGUUCUUUUGGAAUGAAUGGUUUGGCCCUUGAUAGUUCGGAGGAAUCGACCUCAUCUGAGGAAGAAGACGACUCAGAGUCGGAAUCAGAGUCAGAAAGUGAUUACGGCUGUGAAGAUGAUAGUGGAUCUGACUCUGAUUCGGGCAUUCGAUUUGAAUCUGAAGAUGUCACAGAUAAUACCGCCAGUAACCCACAGACCAAGGACGAAAACAAGGUCAUGACCAAAGCUUUAGUGCCAAAGAAGAAGCGUUUACCACCCAAACCCUCGAGAACACUUUACAUUCAAAUGGAGUAUUGCGAAAGACAAACACUAAAGGAUCUGAUUGAUAUUGGUGUAGAUAUUGAUGAUGGUUGGCGAUUGUUUCGACAAAUCUUGGAAGGGCUUGUCCACAUUCACUCCCAAAACAUAAUUCACAGAGAUUUGAAGCCGGUUAAUAUUUUCUUGGAUGCGAACGGGGAUGUGAAGAUUGGAGAUUUUGGACUGGCAACCAGCAACUCGCAAGUAAUCAAUGAUUUAAAGUCGCAAAGUCAUGCUGUGGAUGAGACCAUCGUGAUGAGUCGUAGUGGUAGUUACGACAACAGAGUCCAUGAUGAUGGACUCUCCCUGACCACAGGUGUAGGAACUGUAUUUUAUGUCAGUCCUGAAGUGUUGAUUGGAGGGGCCAAUGGUGUCCGGUAUAAUACCAAGGCGGACAUGUAUUCUUUAGGAAUCAUCUUCUUUGAAAUGUGUUACCCCUUAUCGACUGGAAUGGAACGUGCCAUGACUCUUCGCAACCUUCAACAACCCGAAAUCAUUUUUCCCAAGGAGUUCCCAAUGGAUAAGAUGUCAAAGCAGGCACAGGUGAUCCGAGCCUUACUGAAUCAUAACCUGAAGGAGCGACCCAGUUCUCUGGAGCUUCUGCAGAGUGACUUGUUGCCACCAAAGUUGGAAGACGAAUACAUUCAGGAAUGUGUCCGGACAAUCGCUAAUCCAAAUACUCCUUAUUAUCAUCGGUUGAUGUCUGCCUUAUUUGCACAGAAUGCGGACAAACAUAAGGAUUACACCUAUGACUUUAAUGCUGAAAACAAGAUGUAUGACCCGUUUUUCUCUUUGUUUUUCGGCAAAGUCAGGGAUCAAAUGGUGAAUGUCUUUCGAUGUCAUGGAGCUGUUGAAAUGGGAACCCCACUCUUGAUGCCCAAAAGCGAUCUUCACGACAAUGAUAAGAAAUCAGUAGCAUUGAUGGAUUCAACAGGAGGGCUGGUGCAAUUGCCUUAUGAUCUGACUUUGCCAUUUGCCCGAUUUAUCUGCAGGAAUGAUAUCACUCAAUUGAAGCGAUUCUGCUUCGGGCGUGUCUAUCGUGAAAAUACAGUGGGUGGACAGCCUCAGGUGGUACAUGAGGUCGACUUUGACAUUGUGCAUAAUACUCAUAGCAAUCCAAUGGUGACAGAUGCGGAACUGAUCAAAGUCGUGGAUGAGUUGUUGGAAGAGUUUCCGCCGUUCAAGGCCACGAACGGAGUGUUUUUCCUGAUCAACCAUACGAUGGUUGUGGAGGCGAUCUUUGAUAGCUGUCGAAUCCCCUCCGAAAUUCGAACGGGUGUUUGCACGAUUCUAGGUCAACUCGGUCGACAGUACCAGCACAUGUCACAGGUUCGGAAUCAUCUCAUGUCUGUUUACCAUUUACCACGAAGUGUCCUGGAUGAGCUCGAGUUGUUUGAUAAGAAGGGGGAUCUUGAAGUGGUUGCUAAAGCUUUGGAAGAAUUAAUCACGGCAGAGCCCAUGAAGACGAAACUUCGGGACGCAUUGGCAGAGUUGAGACUUUUGACCAUGUAUUGCAAGAAUUUCGGUGUUCGUCAUCGGAUAGUAUUCAAUCCGCUUCUCAUGUAUAAUAACCAAUAUUACAAAGGUGGAAUGAUGUUCCAGGUAGUCGAUGAUGCAAAACGAAAGAAUAUCCUCGCAGCAGGUGGUCGAUAUGACUCAUUGAUCCAACAGUUCCGACAUCCAGUGGUCGGAGGUCCUCCUCGCAAGGUCUACGCUGUUGGAGUGAAUCUAGCAAUGCAAAAAUUUGUGGGCGCGAUCUCACAAUAUCAAUCUGAUCACUUCCGUUACUUUAUCACUAACAACAGCAGCAAAUCUAAUCGAAGUCAUAGUGGCGAUGACGAAGAAAAAUCAUUUGGAUUCUGGGCUCCAAAACGCUGUGAUGUUUUUGUGGCCAGUUUUGGAAAAGUUCUACUUCAGGAACGACUAGAGUUGGUGAGAGAACUGUGGGCUCAUGGGAUCAAAGCAGACUACAUGCUUGAAGAUGGUACAGACCUGACACCGGAAACAUUGACGACCACUUGUAAACAUCAGAGUAUCAACUGGAUUGUGAUUCUCAAGAACAAGAAUCAACAGCAACAGCAAGAUUCAUCUCAUAAUCAUCAACGAGGCAGUCGUAGUGACCUUAUGAGUAUGGUCAAGGUCAAAAAUGUACUUCGUAAGACUGAGGAUGAAGUGCCACGGUCUGAACUUUGUAUCUUGCUCAAAGCUGAGAUUGCAGAGCAAACACGAUUGGAUAUACAGAUGGCUACGAUGAUAGGAGCAGGAGGGGUCCUUGGAUCGAAAGCAGCGCGUAAACUCGCAGAAAAUAAUGCUGGACAUCAUCAUCAUCAUUUUCAUCAUCAUGGAUUGGAAACUUCUGCUGGGUCUUUGGGCGCAAGGCAUGGACUAGAUCAUCAUAAUUCGUCAGGUGAAUCAACACAGGUACAGACUGAUUUUAAUGUCUACGUGGUCAGUUCUAGCUCCAUGAAAAACCGGCUAAAACACAAACAGAAGACCAUGCUUAUUGACAAAGCAAUCAAUAACCUGGUGGGUGUAACCAAGAAUUUGGUGAAUGCUACAGUUCCUGUAUUAGCGGUGGAUCUCUCAAAGGAGAGUCUUCGGAAGUUAGCACAUUGCAAUGUGGCAGAGGAUGAUAGUUUCCGUAAGAAUGUGUUGGACCAACUUAGCCCAUCACAGCGCGAAUAUUGUUUGAUGAUCCGAGAGGCUAUGCUUAAGCUCCGACAAGAAGAUGGAGGACAGAAGCAUGUCUGGUUAUACUCUCAUCGGGAUGAUUUUUCGAUUCUUUAUCAUUUUUGGUCAUAAAUAAGGGACAAGGAGGCG
Messenger RNA from Lobosporangium transversale, 5583 nucleotides. RefSeq lists its product as hypothetical. NCBI's taxonomy places the organism in Eukaryota, Fungi, Mortierellomycota, Mortierellomycetes, Mortierellales, Mortierellaceae. Gene Ontology annotation, molecular function: eukaryotic translation initiation factor 2alpha kinase activity; protein binding; ATP binding. Bases 187 to 5565 code for a protein of 1792 amino acids. The transcript has 11 exons. Gene Ontology annotation, biological process: regulation of translational initiation by eIF2 alpha phosphorylation; DNA damage checkpoint signaling. The record is from RefSeq and is a predicted model, not a curated record.